Messenger RNA from Cylicostephanus goldi, 249 nucleotides. NCBI's taxonomy places the organism in Eukaryota, Metazoa, Nematoda, Chromadorea, Rhabditida, Strongylidae. The record is from the annotation of a GenBank genome assembly.
AUGCGCUCAAUUACGUUCUGUCUUCUAUUCGCAUUCCUUAUCGUAUGUUUCGCUGAGGAAGUGUUGGAAUUCAGCCCUGACGAUAUUCCAGCCGACGCUCCCAUCAUACGAGAAAAGAGACAAUAUUGGGGAAGCUAUGGCGGGUAUGGGGGAAGAUGGCGUAGACGAUAUGGCUAUGGAGGUUAUGGUGGCUACGGUGGUUACGGCUAUGGUGGCUACGGUGGCUAUGGAAGAGGUGGCUGGUGGUAA